Molecule: messenger RNA, 1986 nt
Organism: Tyto alba (common barn owl)
Lineage: Eukaryota; Metazoa; Chordata; Aves; Strigiformes; Tytonidae
Gene: TTLL2
Product: tubulin tyrosine ligase like 2
Exons: 3
Coding region: 221-1885 (554 amino acids)
Biological process (GO): protein polyglutamylation; microtubule cytoskeleton organization
Cellular component (GO): cilium
Molecular function (GO): tubulin binding; tubulin-glutamic acid ligase activity
Source: RefSeq, a predicted model, not a curated record
AGCAACUGGAAGCAGCCACGGCUAGCAUGAGCCCAGGCUCAAGUGAGUGUUUCCCCGGGAACACAACUGUGCAGCCUUGGAGCCAUGAGGCUGCAGAUGAUGACAUCCUGCUCUUCUCGGGGGCAAGGUCUCCGCUCCUGGGUGCCAGUCAGCAACAGUGGCAGAAAUAGAGGGACACCAUCAUCUACUUCCACCAUAGAUUGUGGGAAAUGAUAGUAAGAUGGAAAUGAUGGCAGAUGACUAUGACACAAGAGAUACCUUGAGGCCGUUGGUGUUCCGUCUCCAUGAGAAUGUCCCUGCAAUAGUCCGUGAGGUUUUGCUGGAACGUGGCUGGUCUGAAUUUGAUGAAAAGGAGCAAGAUGACGCAGACUGGAACCUGUACUGGCGGAACUCACCUUUCCGCAUGACAGACCACCACAGCAUUAAACCAUGGCAGAGACUCAACCACUACCCAGAAGCUGUCCGGAUCACCAGAAAAGACUACUUGGCAAGGCAUCUGAAACGUAUGAAAGGAGCAUAUGGAUCAGCUCUGUAUGAAUUUAGUCCAGUGGCAUUCAUCAUGCCCAAUGACUAUGUCAAAUUUAUAUCAGAAUAUAGCAAGGAGAGACAGUCAGUAGGCAGAAGACCUAGCUACUGGAUUUGCAAGCCUGUGGACCUCUCCCGUGGAAGGGGCAUACGAAUUUUCCAAGACAUUAAAGACUUAGUAUAUGACCGUGCAGUCAUUGUGCAGAAGUACAUUAGCAACCCCUUGCUCAUUUCAGGGUAUAAACUGGAUCUGCGCCUUUAUGUGUGUGUCACCAGUUUUUGCCCCCUCACCAUUUACACUUAUGAGGAAGGACUGGUGAGGUUUGCCACUGAAAAAUUUGAUCUCAGUUCUCUGGACAAUGUCUACGCCCACCUAACAAACACUAGCAUCAACAAAUAUGGAGCUUCAUAUAAAAAAUAUAAAGAAGGGAUCGGCUGUGGCUGCAAAUGGACAUUCAGCAAAUUUCGUUCUUACCUUAGAAUAUUUGGAGUUGAUGACAUGGUCCUCUGGCAGAAGAUCAAUAACAUAGUGAUUCUCACCCUCCUUGCUGUAACCCCUUUACCAGUGGCUUCCAAUUGCUUUGAGCUCUUUGGCUUUGACAUCCUGAUUGAUGACAAAUUCAAGCCGUGGCUUUUAGAAGUCAACUACAAUCCAGCCUUGUGUUUAGACUGUUCCAUUGAUGACGCUGUGAAAAGAAAACUUCUUCACGAUAUUGUUGAACUGCUGAACUACAAGCAGAUUGACACUUUCAGGCAAAACCAAGUGGCUGGGAUGCAGGCUGGCAGGAGGCAGGUGCCCUGGAGCACAGCUGGUGAGAGUGCCACCGAGGAGACUCCUGGCUUACUCACUUGCCAAAAAGUGGCUAAAUGUCCUUCUGCUUCUUCUGCACAACCUGCCCUGCAGGCUGCAAGAGGAUCAAUUCGUAAGGUGGCUGCCCUGACCAAGAAAACUGCCAGAGCACAUCCGAGAAAAACACUGACUUCCCAGUUGCGGGAAAGGAUGAACAUGCCAAAAAUACUCUCCCAAGCUGAAGCCAAAACUAAAAAUAAACAGCUUCCAGGAGCUGGGCAUUCUCCACACAAGUCUGCAGAUCUCAGCUGCUGGUUACCUACACCUGACUUCUGCAAGUACAAGUUUACCACACGCCCCUAUUUCCUCUCCGAUAAAGACCAGAGGCCUAUCCCCCGCGUAGGAGGUUUUGUUCUUAUUUUUCCUUUCAAUGAAGCUGCACUUCAAGCUUCCAGGGAUGGGACAGAUAUAAAGAGCAUCAUAAAGGAAAUAAACAAAUUAGUGCCCAAACAGUUGCCAUCAAAAGAGCAGAACACAAAGAAAAGGGUAGGCUAUUUAACUUCUGUGUAACUUCGUGAUGUUAGGUUAUAUAGACAUAUCAUAACUGACAACGUUAACUGGAAGGAGGUAGAUGUACACUGAAAUUGUAUGAGAAAGAGAUUUCAAACAAU